AUGGAAGAGAAAGUAGUGUUGAAAUUGGGAGAGAAAUUCAAGAGCUUGGAUGGAAAAGUAAAGAAACAGUGCUUAGAUAAAGAUACUGCCAUUGUUGUGUUCCUAUCGAGCUCCUAUAUAGCCAUACUAAUAAAUUGGGUUUUAUUUACUUUCUACUUUUAUACAGGUAGAAAACAUGUGUCAAUGCUCAAUUCGAGAAAGUUUUCUGGUUUAACAAAUUUAUUGUUCAACAGAAGAACUAUAGAAGAAUUGCCAAAUAGCAAGCGUAAAUGUUUAAGAGCAGGGAAAGUGUCUCCUCAUCGGCCUGUCCCUGCUCACAUACCAAGGCCUCCUUAUGUCAAUUCUAAGAAACCACCUGGCUUUGCAAGUAGACCAGAGGUGCAUGAUAAGAAAGGGAUAGAAUGCAUGAAAGCUUCAGGAAAGCUCGCUGCACAGGUUCUUCAGUAUGCUGGGACCUUAAUCAAGCCAGGCUUAACAACGGAUGAAAUUGAUGAAGCAGUUCAUCAUAUGAUCAUCAACAAUGGAGCAUAUCCCUCUCCACUUGGUUAUGGCAGGUUCCCAAAGAGUGUAUGCACAUCUGUGAACGAGUGCAUUUGCCAUGGAAUCCCAGAUUCACGCGUGCUUGAGGAUGGUGAUAUUGUCAAUAUUGACAUCACAGUUUAUCUCAAUGGUUAUCAUGGUGAUACUUCAACAACAUAUUUUGUUGGAGAUGUUGAUGAGGAAGCCAGAAACUUGGUAAAAGUAACCAAAGAAUGCCUUGACAAUGCAAUAUCAAUAUGUGCACCAGGAGUAGAAUUUAACAAAGUUGGCAAGACAAUACAUGACCGUGCAGAUAAACACCAUUACGGGGUUGUCCAACAGUUUGUUGGCCAUGGAGUUGGACGGGUUUUCCAUAGCGAUCCAGUCAUUCUGCACUUCAUGAACAAUGGUCAUGGACGCAUGUUGCUGAAUCAGACUUUCACAAUUGAACCGAUGCUGACAAUUGGCAGCAUUAACCCAAUAAUGUGGGAUGAUAAUUGGACUGUUGUGACAGAGGAUGGGAAUCUGUCCGCUCAAUUCGAGCAUACCCUCUUAAUUACCGAGAAUGGUGCUGAGAUACUAACCCAAUGUUAAGAUGGAAUUACUAAGCAUUGUCAAAGAGAAGCUGAGAACGGGGCAUCCCCCGUAGACCAUACGUUAUCAUGGGAUGCAACUUUAUUCACUUAAUUAAUUAGGAAAGGGUACCCAUUUGACUUCCAAUUUAUUCGAUGUCCCUUUUCUUCAAUCAUUUGGGAUUGAAUCUUGACUUGUAUAUUUUCUUGUUGUAUACUAGUAAUUCGUAGGGAUAGAUUCUCACACUUGUAUUAUUAUUGAAUUAUUUAUGCAUGUCAACUGUUUUAUGUUUUUUCAAA
This is a messenger RNA of Olea europaea var. sylvestris, 1391 nucleotides long. RefSeq names its product methionine aminopeptidase 1D, chloroplastic/mitochondrial-like. Bases 1 to 1113 code for a protein of 370 amino acids. Lineage: Eukaryota; Viridiplantae; Streptophyta; Magnoliopsida; Lamiales; Oleaceae. The transcript is spliced from 10 exons. The record is from RefSeq and is a predicted model, not a curated record. Gene Ontology annotation, biological process: proteolysis. Gene Ontology annotation, molecular function: metalloaminopeptidase activity.